Molecule: messenger RNA, 3543 nt
Organism: Colletotrichum truncatum
Lineage: Eukaryota; Fungi; Ascomycota; Sordariomycetes; Glomerellales; Glomerellaceae
Source: RefSeq, a predicted model, not a curated record
AUGGCGUCGGAUUACGAUCAUGGGGCGCCUGACGACCGCUUGUAUGCCCACCCCGCCCCUAUCGAUCCCGCCUACCCUGGUGAUCGAAGCUGGCAGAAUGGAGGAGGACGAAGAACUCCUGACAACAGCAACUAUCGCUCCCAACAGCACUCCCACUCGCGCUCACCAGGCCCAAGAACGCCUGGCAGGGAGGGCAGAGAUGGUGAGUCGCGGCAGAGCGAUGAACGCAGCAGAUCCAAGGGAAGAGGUGGGCGGUCAGCCAGCGGCCAACAGAGAAUCUGCAAAAAGUGUGGGGAGCCGCUGACCGGUCAAUUCGUGCGCGCACUGGAUGGAACUUUUCAUCUGGAUUGCUUCAAAUGUCGGGACUGCGGCCAAAUUGUAGCCUCCAAAUUCUUCCCCGUCGAUGACGAGAAUGGCGAUGGGCAAUACCCCCUGUGUGAGACGGAUUAUUUCCGCAGGCUUGGCCUGCUUUGUUUCCAGUGUGGAGGGGCUCUGCGCGGCUCUUACAUCACUGCACUCGACCGCAAGUACCACGUCGACCACUUCACAUGCUCUUUGUGCCCUACCGUUUUUGGAGCUCAGGACAGUUAUUACGAGCAUGAUGGCAACGUCUACUGUCACUAUCACUACUCCACUCAGUUUGCGCAACGAUGCAACGGCUGUCAGACUGCAAUCCUCAAGCAGUUCGUGGAGAUCUUUAGAAAUGGCCAGAAUCAACACUGGCAUCCCGAGUGUUACAUGAUACACAAAUUCUGGAACGUACGACUUACGCAACCCAACGAAACCCCCGAGAUACCCCAAGAGAGCGAUGACCCCGCCACUCGCGACAUAAUUAGAGAGGAGGAAGAGCGCAUGGAGGAGAAGGUCUACCGUAUCUGGAGUGUUUUAUCCACCUUCGAGGAGUCAUCCGCCGCCUGCAUAUCCGACAUGCUUUUGCAUGUGAGCAAUGGUGCCUACAUGGAUGGUGUGCUUGUCGCCAAGAGGUUCAUCUGGCAUGUUGAAAUACUUUUCCAAUCCGCGGAUCGGUUGGAUUAUUCCAUGGAUCAGCUGAAGCUCAAGGAAAUAGGAUUGUCGUACGGACGGGAAGCCAAGCUUCUGUGCAAGAAGAUAGUGUCUUUCUUUUCCUUGUUGUCCAAGACCCAGGACACAGGAGCUCGGAAGCUUGGCGUUACCCAGGAGCUGCUGUCCCUUGUCACCGGUUUAGCUCACUAUCUUAAACUUCUCAUCCGGAUCUGCCUGCAGGGAGCGCUGCGCCUCGAAAAAGAGUCUAAGAGCUCCGAGGGCGUUUACCAAUUCCUCGACGACCUUGGCGAGUUAGACGCGAUGAAGGCCGAGGACAACACCCUGCAAUCUAUCACCGGUAAUUCACGACUGGCCGCUAAGGACUCGGACCAUUGCGCGCUAUGCAACAAAUCAGUUGAGGAUGAGUGCGCGCUGAACUCGGAAAGGCGGUGGCACAUCGCUUGCGUCAACUGCUCAAAUUGCAGCAAGGAACUUGGCCGCAAGUUGGAUGAGGCGCGCCACAACGCCUUUGACAACACAGUCUGGUGCAAUAACUGUCUCGGCGUCAACAGCGAGGGCAUGCCCCCCUUCGAAUAUGUUACUAAGUUGCAGCAAUAUGUCUUCUUGCUGAAGGUGGCACUCGCAAGAUUGUUGGACAUUCUGAGAAGCAACGGUGCCUUGCCUCGGCAGAAUGAUGACCAGAACACGGAUGGUUAUGGCCCAGGCGAUGGUACUCGAUCUCUGGCCCCGGGUGAAGCACCCUACUUAAACUCUGAUAAUCGCUCCAAAUCGUACGCUGGAGACCAACGGGAGCACAAUCGCGAGUCUUCAUACGAGAACACACUGAAUGAUGUUCGCCGAUUGAGAAGUACCCGACUCGACAAGCACUUGUCGUCUAGUUUCAGAAAGGCCAGAACUUCGCGUAUCAUGGACGGACCAGAGGGGCGCAGUGUCCGCCCGGGAUCGGCCGGCGAGGACCGGGGACGAGGCGAAGGGGGGUUUCAAAUCGUCGAGGAUAGAGGCCCAAACGACGAAGGGACCACAGACAAGAUGUUCAACCAUCAGGACGCCCUGACACUGGACGACAUCCCGAGAAUCGUCGCGGCAGAGCAGGUCAAGGAGCAGCAGUAUAAGCCCGGUCGCCAAGAGCUCUUUCGGUCCCCGGCGACCGACCCUACCGGCCAUCAGAGAUCACAGUCUGCGGGCAGAGAGGCGGAAAUCCGGGCAGGUGACCCACUACCUCAGCGAAUGGGAAGAAAAUACUUCUCAGAACUCUCGGGUUUAGAGUACUUCAUCGUUCGACAUUUGGCAGUUCUGACUCUUCAUCCUGCGGUUGAGACCGAGUUCAGUCUUGAUGAGCUCCUAAGCUUCAUUGAGUCCAGGAAGCAACCAACGUUCUGGAAGAACUUGGGUAAGGCUUUCAAGAACGAUAGGCCGAAGAACGUCAAGAAGAAGGGCAUCUUUGGUGUUCCUUUAGAAGUCAUUAUCGAGAAAGAUGGUGCUGAAUCAACGGAUGGUGUGGGGCCCGGAACUCUCAAAAUCCCCGCAAUCAUCGAUGAUAUCAUCUCCUCGAUGAGAAAGAUGGAUCUAUCAGUAGAGGGUGUCUUCCGAAAGAAUGGCAACAUCAAGAAACUUUCCGAGCUUGUGGAGAGAAUCGACCGUGAGGGAUGCGAUAAUAUCAGCUUCAUGGACCAGCCUGUGGUCCAAGUUGCUGCUCUGCUCAAGCGCUACCUGCGCGAGCUUCCCGACCCUCUGUUGACCUUCAAGCUCCAGCGCCUUUGGAUUACAGUUGCCAAAAUUCAAGACGAUGCUAAGCGGAAGCAGUACCUUCAUCUCAUUUGUUGUCUUUUGCCAAAGGCUCACCGAGACUCUUUGGAGAUCUUGUUCUGCUUCCUCAAGUGGGCUGGAUCCUUCCACCAAGUUGACGAGGAGGCUGGUUCCAGAAUGGACAUUAAGAACCUGGCGACGGUCAUUGCGCCCAACAUUCUUUACAGCAGCAACAAAGCGCCUGCUUUGGACAGUGAUCCUAUGUUUGCCAUUGUUGCCGUACAGGACAUGAUCACUUAUAUCGAAGAGAUGUGCCUGGUUCCUGACGAGCUGAUGCAUCUCGUGAAUGAUCCCUUUGUGUUUGGCGGCAACAGUGUUGACCUUACCACCAAGGACAUCUUGAAGCGCUACCAGGACCGCAUUGGUCAAAGGCCAGGAUAUGGCGAAGUCAACGAGGCCUUUAACAGGCCAGACAACUCUACUCGUCCACCUCCCCGACGGGUUGAGACCGACCCCGCCCUGUGGCAACAGCAAGAAAGCAGCGUCCGCCCCGUGCAGGAGCCGCCUAUUCCCGUGUAUAAUAACCAACCUCAUCCUAACACGCCACCCCAAAGAUGGCGAGGACAGGAAGAGAACGGCCAUCCCUCGCCCUACGGCAACCAGUUUGAAUCCUCGGAUACUGAGGGCCCUACUGACGCCCAGAAACGAGAGUGGCGCAACUCCGCGGCCUGGGGACGUCAGAACGGUGGUGUCGGUGUCGGCGGAAAUAUAUAG